AUGCCGUACAACACCCGUCGCAAGUCACUAUCUCUCCCGUCAUUGGGCAUUCAGCUCCCAAAUUCAUCUCGUCGGUCUCCUUCUAUCUCCAAAGUUCACACCGAUGAGCAUCCUUUAAAAAAGGUUAAGAGAUCGCACGGUUCUUCAUUAUCACCCGAGCCAUCCGACUCCAAGACGAUUGUACGCGGCCGACAUGGACUAUUUGAGAUUACACCACCUCCGUCACCUAUGGACGGAGUAAUGGCACCCAAGAUCGAUACAGAAGGAAUUAACGACGACAUUGUGGUCGCGGUAAUUAACCAACUGGAAAAGACCGGGAACCGCCCGCACCUCGUGAAGGAACUCGCCGCAGUUCUGAUUGCGCUGAAUGUGAAUGUUGCUAAUUCUGCCAAUCCAGCUGCGUUGCUCUCAUCACGGUUAGCUGCCUAUAUGAAGCGUUCCUGGACGGCUCUCGCGCCAUGCCCUAUUGCCAAGGAGCUUAUCUUAAUUCACCCACGCAAAGUGUACUACUAUCUUACUACGUUCCCUCAUCAACCCAUUCCUGAGAAUGACGAUCUGGUUUCGGCCAUGGAUCACAAGCAUAUUACUCCCAGUGUGUCUAGCCUCGACGAGGAGGAUACGAUGGUGCGGGAACGUAGUCCCAGUCCCGAAGUGGACUUGUCUUCCCCCGAUUUUGAGGAGCAUUUGAACAGCUCAGCCAGCCACGGUUCUUCUGACCACUUCCCCGAUGCCAGUAAUUUGACGCGUCUUAUGCACUCGCAUCGUGCGGCUUCCCCGCCCCUGGAGGGUGAUGAGAAGGAAUUCACACAAACCGCCAGCGCUGUGCGUGAGCGUGCAUCCGAGGAGAAAGCCAGCGAGUCGAGCCGUAGUCAGUCCAUCCUCUCCGAGAGCUUGAGUGCUCUGGGAGAUCGUGACAUGUGCAUGUCUGAAUCGCCUGUGAACGGCGGUUCCAUGUCUCCGUCUAUGCAUGGCCACGGUAUGUCCGAAGAAGAGUAUAGCGACUACUUCUCUCACAUGGCCGUGGACCAAACGGUCCAGGAUUUGGACGAGGCCGCCGCGACUACAUUGUUCGGUACCUCGCCCUCUCCCUCCCUCACCUCCAUCGCAUCAUCUGUCUCGUCUGGCACGAGCGCUAUGACCGAUCUUGGUGUGGAUGGUGAGGAGCUUACUGGUCCUCUCGCUGCGCCUCAGAUCAGCCUCCCCGAGGAUCUGGAUGCUGCACCCGUGUCAACCCUCAAGCGCUCGCUUGACAUGUUGAACAGCGGUCUUCCAGAUGUCGAUCUGAAGAUGUCCGACCUGACUGAGUCGCACGAGAGGCUCACUCUGACCCCUCGGCCCAUCUCCAUGAUGCCGGAGCCCGUCUUCGAUUCGUGGAGAGAGCUGCAAAACCCAGAGAUGGUGGAGGUCGAUGAGCUCGACGAGAUGUUUGGCGAAUUCUAA
Molecule: messenger RNA, 1440 nt
Organism: Penicillium paradoxum
Lineage: Eukaryota; Fungi; Ascomycota; Eurotiomycetes; Eurotiales; Aspergillaceae
Exons: 2
Coding region: 1-1440 (479 amino acids)
Source: RefSeq, a predicted model, not a curated record